Molecule: messenger RNA, 390 nt
Organism: Meloidogyne enterolobii
Lineage: Eukaryota; Metazoa; Nematoda; Chromadorea; Rhabditida; Meloidogynidae
Source: the annotation of a GenBank genome assembly
AUGAAACAAAAAGGGCAUGAAGACCACGAGAUACACGAAAAAAUAAAUGAAUUUCAUGAGACUUCGCCCGAGGAAAUUAAGGUAACUGCAAAAGGAAUUCUCAAAAGAGGAUGUGAGUCUGUAUUUAAACGCUUAUUCGGAGAAUAUAUUGCCGAGGAAAUUAUCCAAGCACGUGAACAGGGAGCUUCUACUGCCGAACUUGACGAGAAAAUAAACACAGCUUUAGGGCAUAUUAAAAAUGCGAAGAAGAGGAAAGAGGCGACUCGAUUCGCUGCUACAUGCCGUCGAAUAUUUACUAUGAUUGAGCGACGUCGCAGAGAUGUAUUAUCCACCACAAAUGAAGACUUGAGACUAUAAUUAAUGCCUUUAAACAGAAAUACCACACCCUGA